This is a messenger RNA of Ilex paraguariensis (yerba mate), 1013 nucleotides long. Lineage: Eukaryota; Viridiplantae; Streptophyta; Magnoliopsida; Aquifoliales; Aquifoliaceae. The record is from the annotation of a GenBank genome assembly.
CUCUGAGUCAAUUUUCAUAUAAAAUGUACCCGACAAAUCAAUUUAGGUGUUAGCUCUGUGAUGACGGUGUCGUUUUUCAUCAAUGGCCAUCCCUACUUCACAUCUUCCUACACGAAUUCUCCAAAUUUUCUGUCUGUUAUUCACAAUACCCUUUUUUCUAACCGCUUUUUCAGCUUCAAUUGGUGAUUUAUCAAUCAUCGAUUACGAUUACGAUUACGAUUACGAUCACGAUCCAUUUCACGGCGAUUACUCACCACCAUCACCACCACCGCCAUCUCCACCGCCACACACACCGUCACUAUCAUGCGACGAAUUAAGAGGCAUUGGGUCUUUAAACACAACGUGCGAGCUGAAUUACAGCUUGAAUUUCACAGACGAUGUGUAUAUAGCAGGAAAAGGUAAUUUGUAUAUUCUUCCCGGGGUGAAUAUUACUUGCCCUAUAUCAGGCUGCUCAAUUAGCGUCAAUGUUAGCGGUGAAUUCAGAUUGGGUUCGAGUUCGAAGUUGGAAUUGGGGACAGCGUAUGUGGUGGCUGGAAAUGUGAGUUUAUUGGAGGGGUCUAUGAUUAAUGUGACGGCCUUGGCUGGGGCGCCACCGGAACAUACGAGUGGGACACCGAAGGGUUCACAAGGUGGUGGUGGAGGGCAUGGUGGGAGGGGUGCGAGUUGUGUGAUGGACAAUACGAAGUUGCCAGAGGACGUGUGGGGCGGGGACGCAUAUUCAUGGUCGUCGUUGGAUAAGCCGUGGAGUUAUGGGAGUAAAGGUGGGACGACGAAUAAGGACGAGGACUUUGGUGGAGGAGGAGGUGGGAGGAUUUGGAUUGAGGUGAAAUGUAACGUCGAAGCUCACGGGAGUCUUUUGGCUGAUGGCGGUGAUGGUGGCCUCAAAGGAGGAGGAGGUUCUGGUGGCAGCAUUUACAUCAAGUCCCAGAAAAUGUAAAUUAUCCUGUUUGAUCAUAUUGACUCUAUUUGGUCUUUGCUUAAUUCUUAUGCAUUUGAACUUGUUCUAUUUCAAA